AUGGCCGACUCUCCCAUGUCCGACGACGAGCAGACCUGGCUCACUUUAUCCAUCACCCAUCGAAAAGUAACAUACGAACUCACCUUCCCCGAAGAUGCCACCAUCACAGACCUUUUCAACGAGAUCGAAGCCAGCCUCGAUGUCCCCGUCGCGAAUCAAAAGAUCCUCGCCCCCAAAACGCCUCUCCUCAAAGCACCCUUCAAGAACCCCGACAUGCCCCUCCUCGAACUCAAGGGCAAGAGCUUGACGCUCAUGGGCUCGCCCGCUGCGGAGAUCCAGCAGGUUCAGGAUAUGGCUGAGCGCGUCGCAAAGCGCAAUGCUGCGCGGAUGGCGCAUCGCAGCAAGGCUCGACAUGCAGCGCCCACGCGUCGGAACCCUCAAGAGUCGCAAUACACAUUCCUACAAGUCCGGUCGCUCCAAGGCCUUCCGAACCCAGAGCGCAGCCGGAAGCUCCUGCUGCGUCUCAAGGAAGACCCGGGUAUUCGCGCAGCCAUGACAAAGCACAAGUUCGCUGUAGGACUGCUUACCGAGAUGGAGCCUCUUUCGCAUACGCAGACGUCGCACGAGGGUACAAGUCGAAUUCUGGGUCUGAACCGCAACCAGGGCGAGGUCAUUGAGCUGCGACUAAGGACGGACGCCUACGAUGGAUACCGCGACUACAAAACCAUCCGCAAAACACUAUGCCACGAGUUGGCGCACAACGUCCACGGCCCUCACGACAGGAAUUUCUGGGAUCUAUGCCACCAGAUCGAGCGAGAGGUUGACGCAGCGGAUUGGAAGUCAGGCGGCAACACGAUCGGCGAGACAUCGCGAUAUGCCAUCUCCGGAAACGAUGACGAAGAAGAGGACUACCCCGAGGACUUUGGUGGCUGGACAGGCGGCGAGUUCGUGCUAGGUGGUGUCAAGAGCAAUCCAGCUGCUGGUAUGAAUCGCCGAGAAGUCCUUGCGCAAGCGGCGCUCGAGAGACAGCGAAAGGAGACUGAGACGGAGCGGAAGGUCUUAGAGGAGCAAAGACGGCAGACACCACCUGGCGAUGAGAAUAAAUAA
This is a messenger RNA of Fusarium sp. VM40, 1047 nucleotides long. NCBI's taxonomy places the organism in Eukaryota, Fungi, Ascomycota, Sordariomycetes, Hypocreales, Nectriaceae. The record is from the annotation of a GenBank genome assembly.